CUGACGUGACCGUAAGAGCAGACCGUGUGUGCUAUGCGGUGGUUAAUGUUUACACUGAGGGUGAGGGCUAACAGCACGGAGCAGUUUCCUCCUUCUAAACUGUGCAACAUACUGCUCCCCCGACUUUCAUCUAAAAUGGCCUCAGACUCGCAUUGGCUGGCCCCAGCAGAGAGGGAGGCACUGCUGAUGGAGCUGAAGGCCACGGGCUGGGUGGAAGUGGAGGGCCGGGAUGCGCUCUACAAGGAACUGGACUUUAAAACCUUCAAUCAGGCUUUUGGCUUCAUGUCCCGCGUGGCUUUGCAAGCAGAGAAGAUGAACCAUCAUCCCGAGUGGUUCAAUGUUUAUAACAAGGUCCAGAUAACCUUGACAACACACGACUGUGGAGGGUUGUCGAAAAAAGACAUCAAACUGGCCAAGUUCAUCGACAAAGUGGCUCUCACCAUGUAGAUUUUUUUUUUUAAU
Molecule: messenger RNA, 462 nt
Organism: Megalops cyprinoides (Indo-Pacific tarpon)
Lineage: Eukaryota; Metazoa; Chordata; Actinopteri; Elopiformes; Megalopidae
Product: pterin-4-alpha-carbinolamine dehydratase 2-like
Exons: 4
Coding region: 34-447 (137 amino acids)
Biological process (GO): tetrahydrobiopterin biosynthetic process
Molecular function (GO): 4-alpha-hydroxytetrahydrobiopterin dehydratase activity
Source: RefSeq, a predicted model, not a curated record